CUCAACAAAUUAAAGUUGUUCAAGCAAUGCAACAAAAUACUGGAUCUUUCGGUCCACCAAAUAUUGCCUUAUUCGAAGCCAAUGAAAAUCCGGUUUCCAUGUUCCCUAGUCCGAUCACACCGGGUUUUCCUAUUAACUAA
Racocetra fulgida is the source of this 140-nucleotide messenger RNA. Lineage: Eukaryota; Fungi; Glomeromycota; Glomeromycetes; Diversisporales; Gigasporaceae. The record is from the annotation of a GenBank genome assembly.